AUGGUUGGGCGCACAUUGACAUCUGUUGCGAUUAUCGGCGGUGGCCCCGGUGGACUCGGCGCGGCCAUCGCCCUCUCGCAGCUCCCGUUCCUUCAGGUCACUCUCUACGAAAAGAGCCCGGAGCCUCGAGAGGCUGGUGCGGGAAUCAGUCUUACUGCGAACGCGUGGAAAGUCCUUGACCUACUGGGAGCGAGCGACGGGGUCAAGGGAGGCUCCAAGUCCAACACACAGCAAAGGAACGCAUUCACAGGUAAACUUCUCAGUGUCGUGCAGCAGCCCGAGAAUGCGCAGGCGGACUCUCGAGGGGCGAUUCGCGCCCGCAGAACGCAGCUCCAGUCGGCCCUUCUCACGCGAGUCCCUCACGGAGUUAUUCAAUUUGACAAGAAGCUCGUUUAUGUCGAGGAUUUGCCAGCCGGGGGAGUGCGUUUGGCAUUUCAUGAUCAAACAGAAGCUGUUGCGGAUCUUGUCAUCGGGGCGGAUGGAAUACAAUCGUCUGUCUCAUCUCCCGGACAUCACAUCAGCCACCGGCUGGUGGUGGGGGAGUCUGGUCAUGUCUACUUCUCGGAUGUAGAUGAUGCAGCUGAGACGGACCCAGCCUUUGAAAUUACCGUGCGAGGGUAUCGUGAGCCCGAGACCCCCGGGAAAACUGUCGUUUGGGGGAUUCCUGCCACCAAUGAUCGCGUAGCAUCUCGUGUCGAGGUGUGGACAUUCGCUUCCAGGGAUCGCGUCAACACGCUGACUUGCAAACAGACCUUCGACCAGCGAAUAAAAGACGCUGUGGGAGUCGUUCCAGAAGGAGCCUGGAGAGAGUUUGCGAUGUUUGCUGGGCCACGGCUGAACAGGAUUGUGGGCUUUGACAACAAAGUGGCCCUGAUUGGAGAUGCCAGCCACCCUCUCUCGGGCACUUAUUUAGGUGCCUUUGGCUCCGGCGCGACAUUCGCUAUGGAAGAUGGCUGGAUUCUCGCACGGGCGCUGGAGUAUACUCAGGCUGCUUCUCGUCCAGUACAGGACGCUCUCGAGAUUUUCAACACCGUUCGGUCUCCAUAUUACGCCAGAAUGUACAAGCACCUGGAUAGAGUGGAAGAGAAGUUGCGCCAAGCUCGGAUAGAAAAUGACAACUUCGAUCACUUUUUACAGGCCAAGAUUAACCACUUCCUCUACGGGGACACCGAUUUCAUCUACAAGAAUGACAUCAACCAGGUCUGGGAAGACUAUGUGACAGCAGAGAAGACAGGAAUCAGUCAUGCCGUCAAGGAGUUGUAG
This is a messenger RNA of Penicillium canariense, 1263 nucleotides long. Its product is annotated as FAD-dependent oxidoreductase. The coding region runs from base 1 to 1263 and encodes 420 amino acids. Gene Ontology annotation, biological process: secondary metabolite biosynthetic process. Lineage: Eukaryota; Fungi; Ascomycota; Eurotiomycetes; Eurotiales; Aspergillaceae. Gene Ontology annotation, molecular function: FAD binding. The record is from RefSeq and is a predicted model, not a curated record. The transcript is spliced from 4 exons.